Messenger RNA from Lacerta agilis (Sand lizard), 2699 nucleotides. It is a transcript of the gene INTS13, whose product is annotated as integrator complex subunit 13. Lineage: Eukaryota; Metazoa; Chordata; Lepidosauria; Squamata; Lacertidae. Bases 31 to 2319 code for a protein of 762 amino acids. The record is from RefSeq and is a predicted model, not a curated record. Gene Ontology annotation, cellular component: integrator complex. The transcript is spliced from 18 exons. Gene Ontology annotation, biological process: centrosome localization; regulation of mitotic cell cycle.
CCAGCGCCCGGAGCUGGGGGCGGGGCGGGUAUGUGGCGAGACCCCCGGGGCAAUCCGGCUUCGCCUCUCGUCCGCCGCGUCGCUUCCUUAAAUGGCGACGGCUCGAGGGAGAGGAGGACGCGGAGGCGGCGCAGAUCCGCCGACAGGCCCCAUGAGGGGGCUGUGAGGAAGAAAAUGAAACUUUUUUCAGAAUCACACAAAACAGUUUUUGUGGUGGAUCACUGCCCUUAUAUGGCAGAAUCUUGCAGACAACAUGUUGACUUUGAUAUGUUAAUGAAGAAUCGAACCCAAGGGAUCAUACCUCUUGCACCUAUAUCACGAUCGCUAUGGACCUGUUCAGUGGAAUCAUCCAUGGAAUAUUGUAGAAUAAUGUUUGAUAUAUUCCCCUUUAAAAAACUAGUGAACUUCAUUGUAAGUGACUCUGGAGCAAAUGUCUUAAACUCUUGGAACCAAGAAGAUCAAAGUUUGCAGGAGUUAAUGGCCGCUUUAGCAGCUGUUGGACCUCCCAAUCCUCGUGCAGACCCUGAAUGCUGCAGUAUACUUCAUGGCUUAGUUGCAGCAGUAGAGGCACUCUGCAAAAUUACUGAAUACCAACAUGAGGCCCGAACCUUAUUAAUGGAGAAUGCUGACCGUGUUGGAAACAGAGGACGAAUAAUCUGUAUUACUAACGCAAAGAGUGACAGCCAUGUACGAAUGCUUGAGGAGUUUGUCCAGGAAACGAUACAUGAACACAACAAACUAGCAGCUAAUUCAGAUCAUCUUAUGCAGAUCCAGAGAUGUGAGCUGGUCUUAAUUCACACUUACCCUGUUGGUGAGGAAAGUCUUGUGUCGGAUCAUCUUAAAAAAGAGCUCUCUCCUGUCUUAACCAGCGAAGUACAUAGUGUUCGGGCUGGACGGCAUCUGGCCACCAGACUGAAUGUUUUAGUACAGCAGCAUUUUGAUCUGGCUUCAACCACUAUAACUAACAUCCCCAUGAAGCCCACAUUCAAUGUCUGUGACCAGGAAGAGCAGCAUGCCAAUACAUCUGCCAAUUAUGAUGUGGAACUACUUCAUCACAAGGAAGCACACGUAGACUUUUUAAAAAGUGGUGAUAAUCAUACGGGUGGUAGUAGCAAAGAAGGUACAUUAAAAGAAACUGUAACUUUAAAAUGGUGUACACCAAGAACAAACAGUGUUGAACUUCAUUAUUGUACUGGAGCUUUCAGAAUAUCACCUGUGGAUGUAAAUAGUCGGCCUUCUUCUUGCCUUACCAACUUUCUCCUUAAUGGUCGUUCUGUGUUGUUGGAACAACCACGUAAGUCUGGCUCUAAAGUAAUUAGUCAUAUGCUUAGUAGCCAUGGAGGAGAGAUUUUUCUGCAUGUUCUAAGCAGUUCUCGAUCCAUUCUGGAAGAUCCUCCUUCAAUUAGUGAAGGAUGUGGUGGUAGAGUCACAGACUACAGGAUUACGGAUUUUGGUGAAUUUAUGAGGGAAAACAGGCUUACUCCUUUUCUGGAACCCAGAUACAAGAGUGAUGAAAGUUUUGAGAUUCCCUUGGAGCGAGCCAAAGAUCAACUAGAGAAGCAUACUCGCUACUGGCCCAUGAUCAUCUCACAGACUACUAUAUUCAACAUGCAAGCUGUAGUGCCAUUGGCCAGUGUUAUUGUGAAGGAAGCAUUGACAGAUGAAGAUGUCCUCAGUUGUCAGAAAACAAUUUACAAUUUAGUAGACAUGGAAAGAAAAAAUGACCCACUGCCAAUAUCAACAGUUGGAACAAGAGGAAAGGGUCCUAAAAGAGAUGAACAGUACAGGAUCAUGUGGAAUGAACUGGAGACUCUUGUUAGAGCGCACAUAGCCAACUCGGAUAAACAUCAACGAGUUUUGGAGUGCCUUCUGGCUUGCAGAAGCAAACCACCUGAAGAAGAGGAGCGCAAGAAACGGGGGAGGAAAAGAGAAGAAAAAGAAGAAAAGUCAGAGAAAGCAGGAAAAGACUAUGAACCAGAAAAAUCCUGGCAGGAAUCGGAAAGGUUAAAAGGCUUAUUAGAUCGUGAAAAAGAGGAACUAGCAGAGGCAGAAGUAAUAAAAGAUUCACCUGAUUCUCCUGAGCCACCAAACAAAAAACCCCUUGUUGCAGUGGAUGAAAUCCCAACCAUUGAAAAAACUAAAGGGCCAGUUUCUCUCCUAUCUUUAUGGAGCAACAGAAUUAACACUGCAAAUUCUAGGAAACAUCAGGAAUUUACUGGUCGCUUGAACUCUGUCAACAACAAAGCUGAGUUAUAUCAACAUCUUAAAGACGAGAACGGAAUGGAAACAACAGAAAAUGGGAAAGCCAGCCGGCAGUGAAAAUGGAAUCUAAGAAUUAUAUUUUGUUAUGUUGCAUAAACAUUUUAUUUUUUAUUCAAAUUGAUUCAAACUUCAGUUGCUUUGAUUGUUUUUUUCUAUUUUUAGCACUUUUCAAUAAAAAUAGAAAAUCUCAAUAUUAUAUAUGUAAAUCAUUUGUCCCAAAUCCCUUUUUACUCUAGGAUCAAAUAAAGCAAGACUUUAUUUCCAACUAAUAGUAAGGUCUUUAUAAAAAUGAAUUUUAAAAUGUUUUUGAUUCCCUCUGGAGAAACACUGUAUUUUUUUUACCUGAGUUUUGUUUUCAGGUGUGCUUUUAGAUACAUUAAAACUUUUUAGGAGAUUGUACUUUAGGGGAGUGCUGCAUAAACGCAUGUGUUGUUGGA